GAUCAAACAUGGAUGAAGAGAAAAUUGUGUUAAUUGGAAAUGAAUCAGAUCUCCUACACUGUGGAUACAAUUUUGCACUUAGAGCUGGCGGAAAAAGAUAUCCCAGUGCCGCUCACUACACUCAUUAUCAAAUUCUUAUGUCUUUAAAUCUACCCGAAACGGCAGUUGAAGAACUUUUAUGUACGAACAGUUGCGAUGUUCACCAAAAAGCGCUUGUUAUUCUCCAAGAAAAUAUGCCAGACGGCCAUACAAUAAAUUCAUUGGCAGCAUAUCUCUCAGAAAGUCUUCGUUCAUAUUCAAUUCAUGCACUGCAACUCCGAGCAGAAAGUGAUAAAGACUUCGAAAAGACUCUUAUGAAGACCAAUGAAGCCCUCUUGAUUGUCUGUGAUGAGAAAAACCCUCAACUUGGUAUAGGAAUGAACGAUAAAACGUUCAUGGAGUGGAUGGCCAAAGAAAAGGCAGAUUCGAGACAAAUAUCCUACUGGAUGAAAAAUGAGCACACUAAACCAGCUGAUUUGGGUCAAAAUAAACUAGGACAAUAUUUAAUGUGGCUGAGGUUUGAGAUUCGAGAAAGGAAGAAGCAAGGGAUAUUGACACGUCCUGUAGUGGAAGUAGCCGGAUUAUCGACUGAUAAAGAUGAUGAACCAAUUAUGAUUUCAAUUAAUGAUCUUGUAAUAAGUUUGGAGGGUAUAUUCCGACCACUUUCAAACUAUUACGCGUUUCCGUUUGAAAUGAAACGAGAAAGAUAUCGAUCUGUAGAGCAUUACGCAUAUGAGAAGCUUUUUAAUUCGCUGAAACUUGACGAGAAAGCAAUUGAGAAAAUUCAAACAACACCUGCUCCUCUGAACGUCCCUGUCGUUGCAUCUAAACUACUGAGAAAGUUGGAAAUAAAUCCUGAAACGAUAGCUGAAAAAACUUCAAAGAUGGAUCGUUGGCGUCAAUCUGCAAUGAAGCAUAAGAUUUACCACAAUGAGUAUCUCCAACAACUUCUACUUUCAACUGGAUCAGCUAUUCUCAUUGAUUCUUCUCUUGGUGACCCUCUAUGGACAUGUGGAGCAACUGAAGUUGAGCUGCAGCACCUUCUCACAAAAUCGUACGUGACGCCGGAAAAAUUAGUGGGAUGGAUGUUGGAUGGAGAGGAGACUAAUACACCAAAAAGCGUCCGUCAUUUGUACGGAAACAAGUCAGGAUUAUUACUCAUGGAGCUCAGAGAAAAGCUUUCACUACAAACAACAAGUAGAAUACCUUUAGUUAAGCUUUCCAAAAUGAAUCUCAACCCAUUAAGCGGAAUAGUCACACCCAACGUGAUCUGUUUCACUCCAGAGUCGGUUUUCCAUCCACUUUAUCCUGCGGAAAUCAGAUGUUCCGCUGAUGGUCCACCUUUGCCUUCUCCAGUUCACUAUGUUGCUACUCAAGCUGCAAAAUUUCUGAGUAUGAACCAAGAAGAUACCGAAUACAUCCUUGAAGGACCAUCUUCAAUUCAAUGUUGGUCACGUCUUCAUGAAGUCAUCGAAUCUCGUGGACGUGGCCUCGAAUUGGAACAAACUUGGUGGAUGGAUAAACGAAUGCAAUUUAUUAAAGAAUCACUACAGCUGCUUUUAGAGCAACAUCCUGCACUUUUACGAGCUCUUUUAGACACGGGAGAUUCAAUGCUCGUUUAUUGUUCACGGUUCUCAUCGAUGGAUGCAGAAUUAAGUAUGGGAAUGCGAGAAAUGGAUUUCAGAUAUUGGCUACAAGAAGUUGAUCUCACAACAAAACAACUUAUCGAAUUGUGUACUCGACCAAUGGCCUUCAGACCUCCUUAUAUUGGUGGAAAUCGUCUCGGAAUGAUUCUCAUGGAACUGCGUAGAGAAUUUGUACUUCAAGGCGUUUUUCCUCAACAAUUGCCUGAACUUCAACUCACUGCUGAUUCUAUUUUGGGCUCAAACUCACCAACGGAAAAUUUCAUGACAUCUGAAUAUUUUGAUAUUCUUCAACCCUGGAAUUAUACAGCCUUGUGGAUUAAUCCACUUUUCCUGCUCGCUAAAGAUGGAAAUCAAGAAGCAAUGGCUCAAUGUACGCGAAUCAAGACAGCACCACGCAUGGUCACUAUAGACGAUGAAAAAGUUACUGAUAUUGUGGAGAAUUUAGUAAACGACGAGACACAAGAGGAAGCGCUGAAUAGCAUUGCUCCAGAGGAUUUGAGAGCAGUUUUUAUGAAGCUUUGUGCAAGAUUGCGAGGAAAGAUUGAAACACUUGAUCGACAAUCGAUGGAGUUAUCCAUGGUGGCUAUGGAGACUCAUCGUCUUCAAUCAAUCCGUCGAAGUUUGGCAGACACCGCUGAAAGAGCUGAAACAGAGGGACCAUCAUCGUCGACAGGACCAUCGAUAUCCGCUCCCCCAAUUCCUUCAAGGCCAGGACAUUCCAAUUAUCGAAUGGCUGCAGGACGGGAAAGAGAUAGAGAAGAAGAACGAGAAAAAGAUAGAGAACGACUUCAAUCUCAAUUAUCAACGAGUUCUUCUGGACCACAAGGGUCCGCAUCAAGAAAAGAACGUAUGGAGUAUAAAAUACCAACGACAUCUAGAAGGAAAUUUGGAAAAGAUAGGGAUCGUUUGCCAGAGAAGUCGUCUUCUGAUAGAGGAAGAGAUAAACACCUCGACACUCCCACCAAAAAACGUGUAAACCAGUCUCCUCCAUCGCGGAAAGCAGCUCCAUCGCCUGCUAAAAAGCCAGCCAUAUCCACGUCAACACCAGCGGUCGUUGUUCCUCCGAAGCCAAAGCGAGAUCCCGAAGAGGAGUUAUCAGACGGCGAGAUUCUAUCAACUGACGAGGAGGAUAAUUAAAUUAAUUUUUUACUUCACGUUUUCGUUAUUAAAAUUUUCAGAAUUUAUUCAUUCAUUUUUGUUGCUGUUUCAUUUGAAUAACACAGCAAGAUUUUGAGGCCAGAAAGGAUCUCUUGUUUAACAAAAAUAAAUUUUUUG
Caenorhabditis elegans is the source of this 2960-nucleotide messenger RNA. RefSeq names its product NADAR domain-containing protein (gene sna-3). The transcript is spliced from 11 exons. The coding region runs from base 9 to 2822 and encodes 937 amino acids. Lineage: Eukaryota; Metazoa; Nematoda; Chromadorea; Rhabditida; Rhabditidae. The record is from RefSeq and is marked reviewed.